AGUCUGUGUUUGCCGCCUCGCUUCCCGCGACCCCAACGUCCCAGAGGCGGGGUCCGAAGCCGCGGAGGCGCUCCUAGGAGCCUCUGUUGCAGCGUAACGGACAGACCCCAGCGGUGCGGUGUUAGCGUUGAGUGGGGCUUUGUCCUCGCGGAAGCGAUCCCGGGGAAGGCGGGUGGGCAACAAGGCCGUGUGUCGGGUUCAGGCCUCCCGGACCCGGGGGCCGAUGACGAGAGGGGCAGCGGCCGGGCCGCCAGUUCCUUGGGAGUCGUCGGUUCUACGCUGCUUGCAUAAAUUGAGACAAUAGGUUGGAAAAGAAGAAAGAGCAUUAUCUAGAAUCAGGAAAAUCUGGGUCCAUAUCCCAACUCUACCACUUUCUAGGUUUCCUUUGAGUAGGAUGGUGCCUUUUUAUUUUCCUCCAUCAAAAUGUGCACUCUGGAACCCAAUGCCAAUUGGAGAUUUCAUCUACUUACAUCUCUGUUACUACAGAAAUCCAAAGCUUUUGGUGACUGAAAAGACCCUUCGACUUGCUUAUCGUCAUGCUAAGCAGAAUCAAAAAAAUUUGUCAUGCUUUUUAGUUGGUUCUCUCACAGUGGAUGAAGAUGAAGAAGGUGUGACAUUGAUAGUAGAUCGCUUUGAUCCUGGUAGAGAAGUACCUGAAUGUUUAGAAAGAACUCCUAGUGCUUCUCUUCCUGGAGAUUUUUUGAUUCCAUGCAAAAUUCAUACUCAAGGACUUUGUUCAAGAGAAUUGAUGGUUCACAAUGCAGAUGACUUGAGUUCAACUUUUAAGGCUUUGCAGCACCAUGUAUGCAGCAAAGAUUCCUUGGACUGUGGUAAGCUGCUUUCCCUAAGAGCUCAUAUCACUUCCCAGGAGAAUUUGGACGACGUGGAUUUUGAAUUGCAUUGGGCAGCAGUAACCCUAGCAAAUAACUUCAGAUGCACACCUGUGAGACCCAUUCCUAUUAUUCCAACAGCUCUGGCAAGAAACUUAAGCAGUAAUUUGAAUAUUUCUCAAGUUCAAGGAACCUAUAAAUAUGGGUAUCUUACCAUGGAUGAAACACGCAAAUUGUUACUUUUGCUGGAAUCUGAUCCCAAGGUUUAUUCUCUACCAUUAGUAGGAAUUUGGCUCUCUGGAAUUAUACAUAUCUAUAGUCCUCAAGUAUGGGCUUGCUGCUUGCGAUACAUGUUCAGUUCUGCUAUUCAAGAAAGGGUUUUUUCAGAAUCUGGAAAUUUCAUCAUAGUUCUCUACUCUGUGACACAUAAGGAACCUGAGUUUUAUGAAUGCCUUCCUUGUGACGAUGAGAUCUCUGAUCUUCGUUUUCAGUUACUAACCAGCAAAGAAACAUUACAUCUUUUCAAAAAUGUUGAACCUUCUGACAAAAAUCCAAUCCAUUUUGAACUGAGUGCUGAAAGCCAUAAUGCAGAAACAGAGUUCUUCAACAAGGUGUCAAAGAAUUUUUCAAUUAAGAGAUCUUCCCAAAAGUUAUCUCCUGGGAAAAUGCCAGUAAAUGAUCAGGACUCUGGUGUUGAAGAUGAAGAUUUUUCUCCAAGACCAAUUCCUAGUCCUCAUCCAGUGAGUCAGAAGGUUUCGAAGAUUCAACCAUCAGUUCCUGAACUUUCAUUUGUGUUGGAUGGCAGUGUUAUAGAAUCAAAGCCUCUGCCUAAUCCACUGGAAAUGGUGAAUGAUGAAAAUCCUCCCUUGUUAAUGAACCACUCUGAACACUUGAGGCCAUUGCAACCCCAGCUCUGUGAUGAGAAACACAGCUUUGAACCUGGAGAACCUUCCCUGAGACAGCUAUCAAAUCAGUUAAAGCAAGUCACUGCUCCUUUGAGACAUUGCAAAGUAAGACAGCCAUCUACCUGUGCGAAAGGGAACCCUUACAUUGGGAAUGUUGUCAUACCAUCUUCUCCUAAUGGGCCAUCUCCUGAUACAUCUGAAAAGCUUCAAGCAGUUUCUGCUGGAACUGUACCAAAAGAAGAGUAUCCCCUGAGGCCUUCUACAUUCAAUUCUAGACAGUCUUCUCUUGCUCCGCAGCCUCACCCACACAAUUUUAUUUUUUCACCCCAUAAUUUGAGAAGACCGAUGGAACUUCAUAUACCCGCUGCACCCCCACCAUCUUACUAUCCCACAAAUGUUUGCAGUUGUUGUCAGCAUCAUGGCCAUAUUCAGUGUAGUCCAGUAAAUUCUUGGCAAGGAAUAAAUAAAGUAGGAUCAGUUCAAGACCUGCAAUCUGAAGCUCUUCAAAAGCCUUCUUUAUUUCACCCAAAUGGAUGUCCUGCUAUGUGCCAUAAUGCCUUGUACUCUUCAAGUAGUCCAAUAGCCUUGAGACCUCAGGGAGGUAUGGGCAGUUGUUCUCCCUGCAGCAAUAUAGAACCAUCGCCUGUGACAAAAUUGCCUUCAUGUGUAGAUUCAUCUAAUCCACAGCCCUGUGCAGUGUGCAUUCACACACCCAAGACUGAGUCUGAUAAUGGCAUGAUGGGCCUGACUCCAGAUGCAUAUCGGUUCCUCACAGAACAAGACAGACAGCUGAGACUACUUCAGGCCCAGAUCGAGCGUUUAUUAGCAGCACAGUCUCUGCAGUCCGCUUCCUCUAAGACAACCAGUGUUGAAAACGCAGUGCAAGCUGCGAGACAAAUGGAGCCGGUUUCCAUGGAAGCACAGCCUUCCCUUGGCUUGCAGAUGAAAAAAAGUGUAAGCAUUGCUGUGAGCACAGGUGCUAGCUUGUUUUGGAAUGCAGCAGGUGAUGAUGAAGAGCCAGACCCUCAGCUGAAGCAGGAUGAUACCAAGAUUUCCAGUGAGGACAUGGAUUUUUCUGUUGAUAUGAAUAAUGAAAUCACAAGUCCUCCAGGUAGUGCAUCUUCCUUAAAAGCAGUUGAUAUUCCCAGUUUUGAAGAGAGCAACAUUGUUGUGGAAGAAGAUUUUAAUCAACCACUUUCUAUAUCCAAUUCUUCUCCAGAUAAAAGGAAAGAAUCUGAAGUGUCUGUGUUCUUUUCAAGUGGCGGGCUGGUGGAGAGUGUCAGCAUGUGCUUACAGACUCAACCAACAGAGGGCGCCAAUGACCCGGAAACGUCAGGGGAACCAAAAAUAGAGCAAGUAAUGCAAGCCCUGCCACAUGGACCAUCAGAAAACCAGAGAAUUUACCAGGAUUUACUGGGCCAAGUAAACCAUCUAUUAAGUAACUCCUCCAAAGAAACUGAGCAGCCAUCUGCCAAAGCAGUAAUCAUUAACCACGAAUGUACCAGAACCCAAAAUGUUUACCAUACAAAGAAGAAAAAGCGUGAUUCAGGACUGGUAGACAAAGAUUGUGUCCUUAAUGCAACUCUUAAGCAGCUAAGAAGCCUUGGAGUAAAAAUUGAUUCUCCCACUAAAGUGAAGAAAAAUGCACAUAAAGUGGAUCAUGCCAGUGUGUUGGCAUGCAUCAGCCCAGAAGCAGUGAUCUCCGGAUUAAACUACAUGUCACUUGCUAACGUUGGCAUGAGUGGUUUAAGCCCCAACGGUGUGGAUUUAAGCAUGGAGGCAAAUGCUAUAGCUCUGAAAUACUUAAAUGAAAAUCAGCUGUCACAACUAUCUCUUACUCGAUCAAACCAAAAUAAUUGUGACUCAUCAUUCAGCCUUCUACAUAUUAAUACAGACAGAAGCACAGUGGGGCUGAGUUUAAUCUCACCAAACAACAUGUCCUUUGCAACCAAAAAAUACAUGAAGAGAUACGGACUCAUACAAAGCAGUGACAACAGUGAAGAUGAGGAGGACCCUCCCAACGGUGCGGACGGCAAGAGUGAGCCUGCGCUGACGCAGAAGCUCACAUCCACAUCCGAACAACUCAGUCAGCAGAAGGAGCCUUCCAGGAAUGCCUGGGAAGUAGGGAAUUGUCACAGCUGUGAAGCUCUGAGCACCCACACGGAUAUGCCAGUGCUGAGAAAUAUUACAAACGCAGUUGUAGAGCCGAACGCAAACCAGCCAUCGAGUGAAAACCCAGCUUUCUUAUUAAAGAAACUUAAACCAAGUCCUGCAGUGAACCUCCGAACUGGAAAAGCAGAGUUCACUCACCAUCCUGAGAAGGAAAACAAGAGGGAAGCUCCACUGUUCCCUGGAAGUUCGCAGCCCUCUGAGACGUUAAAGCAGAUGAAUAGCAUGAAUUCAGUAGGCACCUUCUUAGACGUGAAGCGGCUCAGACAGCUGCCCAAGCUAUUUUAAACCUUUAAUUCCCUGCCCUGUGAUAGGGAGCCCAGAGCCUUUUGGUAGUUCUGAGAUUCCUAGUCAUUGUAGGAGUCAGUCUGUCUCUUGGUAGCUGCCGAUUGCAUAGGGCUGUACAGGGGACCUGAUUGUCUGUGGGAAGGCUAAGUUGGUCCGUCGGAGCUGUUCUCCAUGUUGCACCUUUAAACCAACCAACCCUGAGAUCAGUUACUUUGACAAACUUAGGUGAACAGGCGCCACGCAGCUCUGAAUGUGCGAGUUCAUUUUCCCAGCAGGUUGCAUCUCUGCCUCUGCUCAGUGGCACUGAAAGAGCAUGAAAUUAUCAUGUCCUGGGCCAAAUGAGCAAAACCCACCCUUCCGGGUGUAAGGGAAAGAGUUAUUUCUGAAAAUAACUUAAAAUGUUUUAUACAGGGAAUGUAUUUCCUCUUAAUUAAGAUGUAUUUGUUAAACUCUGUGGAAGUAAAACUUCUGCAGUCAGAUGGGUUGAUGUUAAUGUAGCAUUUUAAACAGAAUACCGGCUACCACAGGAUGAGAAAAUUAUUGGGUAUGAGUGUGUUUUAUAAAGUGAGUUUUUCAAAUACCUUAAUAUUUUUAAUAGAACUUAAUAAAAAGUCUUCCUUUGUUUUCUGCUGUAAUUGAUCCUUCUCUGCCUUUUGUUUUAAGCUCCCCAAAAUAAUAUAGAAUGUUCAGGUUUACCCCUCACCUGGUACCCCUCAUUGAUAAUAUUUGAUGUAAUCAUGGUAUAUUAUCAAAACCACAAAAUUGACAUUGGGAGUGAUAAUAAUAACUAAACCACAGACUUUCAAGGUUCACAAGUUUUACAAAUAUUUAUUUACUGUUUGAUGUAUAGCUCUAUGAAACUGACAGAUUCUCCUACCACCACCAUCAGCAUCACCACAAACACCUUAGUGGUGUACUCGUAAAACACACCCUUCCUCCCGGCUCCUUCACCCCGACAACACGUGAUCCGUUCUUCAUCACUGACUCGUGUCAUUUUGAGGAUGUCAUAUAAAUGGAAUCAUAUCAUGUAUGGCUUUCUGAAAUUGGCUGUAUUCACUCAGCAUAACAUUUGGAGAUCCAUCCAAGGUGUUGAAUAUAUGAAACAGUUCUUUUCUCCCCCUCCCGCCCUGUUUAAGAUUUAAGUUUUGGGGCCGGUGCUGUGGCGCAGCUGGUUAAAGCCCUGGCCUGAAGUGCCAGCAGCCCAUAUGGGCACCUGUUCUGGUCCCGGCUGCUCCUCUUCCGAUCCUCUUCUGAUCCGGCUCUCAUCUUUGGCCUGGGAUAGCAGAAGAUGGCCCAAGUCCUUGGGCCCCUGCGCCCACGUGGGAGACGCGGAGGAGGCUCUUGGCUCGACUUCAGAUCAGAUCAGCUCUGGCCGUUGCAGCCAUCUGGGGAGUGAACCAGUGGAUGGAAGACCUCCUCUCU
This is a messenger RNA of Lepus europaeus (European hare), 5614 nucleotides long. RefSeq names its product STIL centriolar assembly protein (gene STIL). The record is from RefSeq and is a predicted model, not a curated record. The transcript has 17 exons. Lineage: Eukaryota; Metazoa; Chordata; Mammalia; Lagomorpha; Leporidae. Gene Ontology annotation, cellular component: centrosome; centriole. Bases 395 to 4192 code for a protein of 1265 amino acids. Gene Ontology annotation, biological process: mitotic spindle organization; centrosome duplication; smoothened signaling pathway.